Messenger RNA from Cladocopium goreaui, 3486 nucleotides. The record is from the annotation of a GenBank genome assembly. NCBI's taxonomy places the organism in Eukaryota, Dinophyceae, Suessiales, Symbiodiniaceae.
GUUGAUGGAAAGGUCCUGAAGUACAGCCCACUGGAUCCCAUUGAGAUCCCUAUCUUCGUGAACGACACGAUUGCAGCCUUGGAUCGAACAGUGUCAAUCACCCUGGAGGAUCCAUCAGGCAAAAAGUUUGGUGGUUUCCUUGGCGUUGGUGGCAAGACCAGGUCACGGGACUAUCACAUCCGAUGCUUGCAACCGCCCGAAUUUCAAAAAGUUGUGACGAUUAACAAAAUCAAGGUGAAGAAUGACAAGAACGAGUACUUGAAACCAGACAAGGAUCCAGAUUUGGAGACCGGGCAAUAUUGGUACACCAUUCCUUCAACAUCCAAAGGAGCCUACUUGCAGGCCACUUGUGGGAAGUACGCCAGCUCGAUGACGGUGAACGGCAAACCCGUGAACUCAGGUUCAGACUAUUGGAUCGAUAUGCGGGAACCCCAUGUCACAUGGCUGGUGGAGUGUCGCUAUGAAGACAGCAUGUGGACCCAAAGUGCCGUGGCCCGAUCAUAUCAGGUUCACGUCUCCCACCUGAUGGACAAGUUCAGUCGGCCACAUGUCCGUUUGAUGCCACAAGAUGGGCAGUGUGGUGAGGAUGAAGACGUGGAUGGCAUUCAUUGCCGAGCUGCCAAAAAGAAGAACGUCCGCCUCAUUGCAACGUCUGCGGCUACUGAGGUGGUUGUGUUCUUGGAAACCGGCACGAAAUCCAUCCAUCUCAUGAGCGGCAUUCCCACAACGGUGUCUUUGCCACAUUUCGUCAACCAUUGGCACUUGUCAGUCAAGGGCCUCAAGGAAGUCAAGGUGCCAUUGAAGAUGGUCGUGUCUCAAGAAUGCCACUAUCUUCAGUGUCCAGGGGGGUGGGUCCCGAAGCCACCGUUGGAUGCAGGUGAAAACGCGCAGCUGCAUCUCUGCUACUCAGAUUCCUGUAAUUUGGAGGAUGAUGGGACCACCUGCUGUCGAGAAGGAGGAACUCCUUGCAAGGAGUAUGGAUUCCACUUCAAGUGCCAAGCAGGGUACACGUUCUACGAGAAGGGCGCUUGCCUAGGUUCACCAUGCACUGAAGCGGCCGAUCACAGAUACUGCUGCCUCGAAAGCGACGAAGGUGACGUCAAGAGCCAAUUCAACAUGGUCCGCAAAAGAGAGUGGCACAAGUGGUUUGUGGAUAACAACGACCAGGCCGAACAGGUGAUCAACGUACUUGGUGACCGCUUGGAAUUCUACAUCUCCUUGAAGAUGCAAGACAAAUCUCAAGUGGAUCCCACCGCAAAGGCUCUCAAGAAACUGGUCGCUGAGAAGAUGGGUUGCCUGGAGCAAGAUGUGACGGUCAAGACCAAGUCUGAAGGGAACAACCUGGAGGGCUUCAGUGUAGCUGUCAAGAGCUUGGAAGGAAAAGGCAUCGAAGAUGCCGAAGAUCAAAAGUGCAAAGAUCUUGUGCAGCCGAAGGAGGGCGGCAAAGGAGAAUCUGCAGUCACCGAAAUGCUUAUACAGAAGCAUAAGGAGGAAGGUGCACACGAUAAGUUGGAAGCCAACUUCACCUCAGAAUGCAAGAGGAUUUUAGCACCGAUCCCGGAGAUCAAAUUCAAGAUGUUGGUGGAGAUCUCCAAGUCCGCUGACCUGGGUAAAGAUGGUGAAGAUGAAGAACUGGAUCCAGAGGUGGCUCUGGCACUCAGGGACUGUGUCUUAGCCAUCGCAGAAGUCCCAGACAAGGAGAAAAUCAAGAUGGAGUUCAAGAAGCUGAAAUCGGGAAAGAAGAUCCCAAAAGAUGACGAGAUGAUUUCGAUAGAAGGACACCUCAAAUUGCCACGUGGCAAAGAAGGCUCCAAGGAGAUUUUGGCUGCAAAGCUAAGGAAUCCGAAGCGAAUUUCAAGGAAGAUGAACCAGAUCUUGCACAAAGACAUCAAAACGGCCGAGGAAGACCCACAGAGUCGCAUUGUUGGUGGGAAGAAGGACUACGAGGUCAAAUCUGUGGAGCUGACAGAAGUUUCCGCUACUCCUGUAGGUGUUACAGGCCGCUUUCCCAGAGAAUUCCGCGACGUAGAGAUGAAGAGAUGUGUGGAGGCUCCUGCAGGCCGAGAACUGGGAGGCUCAGCCACAGUGCAGACCUGCGAUCACAACAAUGGACACCAGGCCUGGUUCUACACCAGGGACACCCACCAGCUCCAGAGUUUUCUCAGCCUUUGCUUGGCGGUGGAUUUGAAUGGACCAGCGCCACAACCUGGAUAUCAAGAUUAUCGCACUGACACUGGACCCCAGGUCCUCCAGAGCUGGGUGGCAGGCGGCGGUCCAGGGCCGGUGCAUUUGUGGACAUGCAACGGGCACUGGCAGCAGCAAUUCCUGUACGACCACAGCUCAGGUCAACUCCAAGUCCCUGGAUCUUCCAACCCAGGUCUGUGCCUUCAGACGCAGGAGACUGCUUUGGUGAUCGCACUGUGCAACAAGAAAACCUUUGCGCAGCAGUUUUGGCUGGAGAAGUCACCAGCUGAACCUUUUCUGCCUGCGCAAGUCAACUCUGCAAUGGAUGUGCCAAUCGUGAUGAAACCAUACUUCGAUGGCAAGGUCGCCUUGAAGUCCUCUGACCAAACCUACGAUUACUUCAAGAUCGCACCAUUUUCAAAGAAGCGAGCUGCGUUCUACUUGACACAGGGCUGCAGCCCUGUUCCUACUGCUUCUUGUGGUACGCCGAUGCCUGACAUGCCGAAUGUCUUCGUGGGUGAGUCUCUAGUGAAAGUCAGCAAGAAGGUCGACAAUCUGCCUUGGAUGAACGCCAUGAAAGGGCCUCCAAAAACCCCUGGCAAGGCCCUUUGCUUUUAUGACACCAGUUGCAAAACGUCUGACGACGACCGAGAGAGUCGACUCAAGCAGUUCUUGAAUGGAUGCAAUGCUGGAGGAAAACCGAUGUGCCGCUACUGCGGUGCUAGCAACUUUGCAGCCUGCCCAAAAUCCUUUGAAUGUGCCAACGGUGGUCUGGAAUCUGGCACAUGGACACAGGAGCAUAAAGAAUGGUGUUGCGACAAGUUCUCCAUCGGUUGUGAUCCACCCUAUAAGUGCAUGGAAGACCUUGACAAUUGGAGAAAAUGGAAGACUCACAAGAAGAUGUGGUGUUGCUCCUAUCAGAUGGUUGGUUGCGAGGAUGAGUGUUCAAAGACAGAUCCGGCUACGUUCCGGGAGAACCAUCAUUAUUGGUGCUCAACUUUUGGAAGCGAUCAGGAGAUGUCGCAACAACCUGCUGGCAAGCCUGAGCCUUCAAAGUUCGAGCUCAUGGUGAUGCAAAUGUUUGACCAGGCAAAACCAUCUGCGACCAGUUCCUCAGGGCGCAGUGCUCUUGUCGUGGGCAUCUCAGUCCUUGCAAUCAGCACGGGUUUGGCAACAAUGGUUUGUCGUCGCCAAUAUUCUGGGCAGCUUUCAAGGUCGAUGCAGGUAGCAGAGGCCACAAACCGGAUCGGUGAGAUCGUCUUCACUGUUCAGAGAGCCAUGUCCAUGAAAGUUCCAAGGUGA